CAUUAUUAUUUGUUAGACAGAGGAGGUUCACCAGGAUACAGAAAUAGUCAGAAAGAACUCAGAUUUUUUUAAAAAAGAUAAUUUUUUAAGUGAAUUUGAUAUUAGACAAUCAGACCUGACAGCCUAAAGUGUUCUGCAUUUGUUUCCACCAACUGAUUAGCCUAUUUUUUAUUAACUACAGCAAAGGCAUCUGGUGAGAGAAUGAAUGCUGAUGAAUGUAAUGGACGCUCAUAUUCACAAGGUAAUGGAGGAGAAUCAUCAGCAGAGCAGGAUUUUUAUGCUGGGUUGCGGGCCACUUCUGUAAGAUCUCCCAACAGCCAGCAGUCCUCGCCUCACCGCUCCCUAAGUGACUCCAUUAAGGUUGAGCUGUGUAGCGACGAAGAGUCUUCAGGUGCCCGACAGUCUGAGAACAAAGAGGCUGCGAGGAGCGACGGUGGGAGAGAUGACAGGGUGGGUCCUGCUGACGAAGGAGGUCCAGCGUUUGCCGGAACCGGAGGAGACAGAGGUAACAUCUACAGUGAGAUGGCUACUCCUAAUUCGUCCUCACCGGGACCAAUCCGGCUGCCCAACGGGAAGCUGCAGUGUGAGGUGUGCGGGAUGGUCUGCAUAGGACCCAAUGUGCUGAUGGUCCACAAGCGCAGCCACACAGCCCAAACAUCCAUGCACAUGUUUGCAGGUGAGCGACCGUUUCAGUGCAACCAGUGUGGAGCCUCUUUCACCCAGAAGGGCAACCUGCUGCGCCACAUCAAACUUCAUUCAGGAGAGAAGCCUUUCAAAUGUCCCGUUUGCAACUAUGCCUGCCGUCGGAGAGAUGCUCUUGCUGGUCAUCUGCGCACUCAUUCAGUUCCUUCCCCGACGGUGGGGAAACCUUUCAAGUGCAACUACUGUAGUCGCAGCUAUAAGCAGCAGAGCACACUGGAGGAACAUCUGGAGCGCUGCCAUAGUUACAUGAAGACACUAGACUCUCAGAUGCCACCUGGUGAAGAGUCUGUAAAUAUGGAGAGCAUCACUAAACCCGUACUGCAGCCGUCCAAUGAGAAAAGGCCGUUUGUGGACAGACUGACUGUCAGCAUAACCAAACGAAAGAGGUCAACACCACAGAAGUUUUUGGGAGAAAAGCACAUGCACCUUCAACCACCAGAAGCACCUUAUGAACUGUCCUCUGGCUCUGAAAAGGAAGGGGAUCUCCUCAGCUCCCAUUCUGCUGGAGAUUCAUCCGGUCUGGUUAGUUCACACCUCCACUUCGCAAGAAGUAAAGCCGAGAGCCAGGAAUCGCCCUCGCUGCCUCCGCUCCAUCCUGGCUUCGUGGCAGAGCUCCGAACCGUUGUGGGUUCCCUCAACAGUGGCGUGGUUCCCCAGGGCCCCCGAGCCCACGGCGCAGUGGGGCUCGCAGCAAUGUCCCUUGGCCUCCAUGGGCGGGAGGCAGGCGAAGCCCGGGACGACCAGCCCUCGGCUCACAGCCACACCACCUCGCCCAACGGCUGCCCCGACUCUACAGACACAGAGAGCACAGCGGAAGAGCAGAGCACAAGGGCUACAGCCCCUACAAGUACCUCCAACAACCAUCACCUCCACUAUCUGACCCCAGCACUGCCCCGCGGCUAUCCCACCAUCAGCCCCAGCCAGGCCAAAGAUUUGGACCCAGAGUGGGAUAGAGGGGUUCCUGUUCUCCCAGGUGUUGUAAAGAGAAACCCAGGCUCGCCUCUCUCCUCCAGGAACAAUUUCCAAGUUUUGGACAGGGGGGGCAGGCCUGUGCGCUCCUUCUACUGCCGGCACUGCUGCAUCCUCUUCCUGGACCACGUCAUGUACACGAUCCACAUGGGCUGCCACGGCUUCCGCCAGCCCUUCGAGUGCAACAUCUGCGGGCAUCCCAGCCAGGACCGCUACGAGUUUUCCUCUCACAUUAGCCGCGGAGAGCACCAGGUGGGCUGAGGACAGGUGGUUGCACAAGGAGGGGUAAACUGCUAUAAUCUAAAAGGGGGCUCAUGUUUGUUCUGCACCAGAUCAGCUAUUUUAAAUCCCUAGUUUAAGUCAAAUAAAUCCUGAGCUUGCUGUGGAUUUAUAUCCUACAUGACACAAGUGAGCAAAAAAAAAAAAAUCUUUUUAACGCAUCAGUUAGAUUAGUUUAGACAAAUUGAAUUGUGUAACUGAUUGCACUCCCUUAUCAAAUCGCAUGGCAAACUACAGGUUUUGCCUCAGAAGUGCCUUCUUUGGGGAUUUCCUCUGAACACACACACUCACACACAACACAAACACACACCCACACAAAAAGAAACAGUGGAGAACUGGUGCUCAAGAAACCCGACUAGCCAUCCUUUCCUCGGUGAUUUUAGAAACAAUCACAUCCAAGAGGUCAUGUUCACAUGCAGUUAUUGAAAGCAUUUAAGCAUUUAUCAAAAACAGGUUUUAUUCAGUAUGCACUGAGAGCUUUGCUUCAGCGGCUGAGGAGGGUGCUUUCUGGGUCGGGUGAGCUGCAAGUGCACGGAGAGCUGUGUGCCUCUGAGUGUGGGACGAGCUUUUGUCACAGACGAAGCACAGAUGUGGAUUGCCUUAACUCCUACAGUGGUAACUGCUGUAGGAACACAUAUUGUUUACAGCACGGUUCAACAGUGUGCAAAGCAGGCAUGGGCUGGUAUGAGGUUACCACAGUGUCAGAUCUUUUGAAAGAAAUACUUUGCUUUGGUGGCACCACUGUAUUUACAAAAAUAACUUAGGUAAAAUUGAAUGAAAUUGUUUAUCUUUUUUUAAUUACUCAUUGUUAUUUUGAUAUUUUCUGCUUUAGGCCUCUUGCUUUCCAUAAAGCAGCACUGAACUAUGGCAAGCUUACAUUUGCUGGUUAAUUGACAAUGUUUCUGCAGGGUGUUUGAAUGUAAAAAAGUCAAAACAUUUAGGCCUGAAAAGGUCUUAAAACUGUCCAAAUUGCAUGUUUCUUAAAUUUAUACUUGUAGCCAUUUUUAAAAAUAUUUGAUGACAUUUAGCAAUUCAUAAAAACGUGACAAAAAUCUGACCAUGAUGACGUCUUGCUGCAGUAUUUUAGGCAAAACAGUCUUGUCACAUUAUAUUUGUAAUUAUUCAGAUUUUUAUCCCCACUUUGGCUCUUUAACUCUGUUGACAUGUGGCAUGUCAUUAGAGUUGAUAUUUUGGUUAAUACUGAAAUAGAGAUCGUUUAUUAUGAUCACAUAGCCACAUUGUUUUAGACAAGACAAUUGGUAGAAUGUAGAAAAUUACGUUUAGUUGUUGGUUGACGAAGUGGGUAUGAAACUUCCGGCAGGUAUAAAGCUUCAACAUUUCAUAUGAGAAAACUUUGGUACAAAAUGAUCAAAACUGCAAAGGUAUGAAAAAGUGAUGGGGUGAAAUUACCAGCAACCUUAGUAAUUAUAAAAGAUUUAAUAGAUGUGAUGGGUGGAGGUCUGGUAUUUUCCACCCCGUUUCUUUCCCUGUUAACAAUCAAAUUAAACUUUUUUGUCGACAAUGGAAGGAUGGAAGUGCCUUUUCUGAGCUAGAUGACCUGCAGUAUGCAGAAAUAGGUGGAGGAGGAAAUAUCACAGUGCUGCUCUAUGAUUCAUGCAAACAGAAAACUAACUCUGCCGUUUCUCUUACAUGUCAUUAAAACGACUUUAAACCAUGAAAACGGUUUGACAAAAGAUAGGUACAUCGAUACCGAUGCCCAUGCCUGGUGCAAAGCUAACUGUGUGGAACAGAGCCUCAGGAUGAAGCUGAUUCAUUGAGUAAAAUUAGGAUGAAAUAGGCUUUUAGAUUUCAAAAGUGAGUUUUAGGAUACUGGUGCAGAUCAGACCAUGAGCUUCGUCGCUUAUAAGAGCCUCGCUGAAUGGACCCAGGGUGCUCUACCUCUCUGCAGGAUUGCACUUUUUAGAAUAGGUUCCCUGCUUACAUAUGAACGUCUUUACUGAAGCACUUGACUGCUUUACAGAGUUGUUACCUGUGAUUGUUCUACUGCACUGAUGAAUUUAACAGUGACAAUAACUGACCACCUGGUUUAGGUGGUGAGUUUUUACUGGAGCCGGCCUUCUGCACCUUGCUUCGGGACCGGUGAGGGUUGAACCGUCAGCUCAGCUAAAACAAUCCCAUUGUGGUUUUGCACUCAGCGGCCGCAGCUGAGAUUUUAAACAAGUUCCAUAAUGUAAGUGAUUUAAGAAAUUAUUUAAAGAUGAAUUAUUAGCAAAUCAGUUUGAAUCUCUUCUGUUAUUAUCUCACUUGUGAUUAUCUACUUAGUGUCGUUUGUUUCUGCCUUGGUGUAUUUAAUCAGCUAUAUUCCAAAUCUUAUCCAGCAUAUUCCUCAAAGUUCAUGAAAUGUUACCUCCUGCUUCUUUAUAGCACCCAAAUACCUUAUUGCUACAGUAUGGUGAAUGAUUUGAUGAUGUUGAUAUCGGGAACAUGAAAGAAACCAAACUCAGUAUUCUUACUUAUUGUUGUUGGUUUGCUGCUUUAUAGUUUAACCUGAGUUUCUCUACUAGCAAGCAAAAUGUACUUGAAAACAGUAAAAAAAAAGAUAUAUAUAUAUGUAUAUAUAUAUAUGUAAAUGCACUUGGGUUUGAUAUGUAUGCUGGGGUGUGUUUGUGUGUGUGAAUGGACUAUAGCAUGGGUGCUUGUCAUUUUCUCCUUUUACCCGAAUUGUGAAUUAUUUUUGAAAUGUGAAGUAAAAACGGGACAUGGGUUUUUAUUUGUCCCCUCCUCGCGAUGACUUAAUGUUCUAAAAAAUAAAAUAAAAACCCUUUGUGAAUGAUGUAAAAUAACAAAAAACACUUUUACCUCAAAGUUCGAGAUGUACAACUGCCUCAUUAGUUCAAUAAAACUAGGGGGGGAAAAAAGAAUUAAAAAAGGUCAUGUCGCUUUCCAAGAUGUUUUUGCGGUUACAAAUUGCGUGCUCCUUGAUAUUUUCAAAACUUUUUACUGUCAAUAAAGUUGCAUUUAUUGUAAAAAUUGA
Messenger RNA from Xiphophorus couchianus (Monterrey platyfish), 4945 nucleotides. RefSeq names its product IKAROS family zinc finger 4 (gene ikzf4). Gene Ontology annotation, molecular function: DNA-binding transcription factor activity; RNA polymerase II cis-regulatory region sequence-specific DNA binding. NCBI's taxonomy places the organism in Eukaryota, Metazoa, Chordata, Actinopteri, Cyprinodontiformes, Poeciliidae. The record is from RefSeq and is a predicted model, not a curated record. The coding region runs from base 202 to 1932 and encodes 576 amino acids. Gene Ontology annotation, biological process: regulation of transcription by RNA polymerase II. The transcript has 8 exons.